Molecule: messenger RNA, 576 nt
Organism: Humulus lupulus (European hop)
Lineage: Eukaryota; Viridiplantae; Streptophyta; Magnoliopsida; Rosales; Cannabaceae
Exons: 3
Coding region: 1-576 (191 amino acids)
Source: RefSeq, a predicted model, not a curated record
AUGGCCAUAAAUGACGGAGGUAAGGAGUCCCAGGAAGUGGAAGAUACUCAUGGGAUGAAAGAACCUCAAGAAGUGAAGGAUAGAGACGUCGUCCCACGUGAUGACAUUGACCCACGAAUGGGCAAGGACAGGUCAGAGCUGCAAGCCAUUGAGGAGCUCAAGGAACUUGCAGUGGUGCUUGAGGAGAAGAAAAAACUGGCUGAGGAGUUGAAGGAGAAGCAAAAGUCUCUGGAUAAAGCCAUCGAUCAGAGGGACCAGUUCAAGGAGUCUAACCGCGUCAAUUUCCACGCGGCUAAACAGCUCGAGGAGGACUUGGUUGCGAGCAGACAGGAGAAUACUACCUUGGAGGGCCAGAUCGAGGAGCUUGAGAAAGCCAAUGCCAAUAACUUAGAAAGAAAUGCCGAGCUCGCUCGCUGUGCUGCUCGAAUGGCAGAGGAAGAAAGAGCAAGGAUUCCUGCUUCCCCUGAGAUCUCGCUGGCCACUGGUAUGGAUGGGGCAGACAAUGAGGCUGAAGACGUCGUCGAUCAGGGCCCUCCUCAAGAUCCUCCUGCUCCUCAAGAUCCUCCGACUCCUUAA